Acytostelium subglobosum LB1 is the source of this 1290-nucleotide messenger RNA. RefSeq lists its product as hypothetical. The coding region runs from base 1 to 1290 and encodes 429 amino acids. The transcript has 3 exons. The record is from RefSeq and is a predicted model, not a curated record. Gene Ontology annotation, cellular component: cytoplasm. Gene Ontology annotation, biological process: protein prenylation. Gene Ontology annotation, molecular function: protein prenyltransferase activity. Lineage: Eukaryota; Evosea; Eumycetozoa; Acytosteliales; Acytosteliaceae.
AUGGAUGAACAUAUACAAAGAGGACAUACUAUAUAUGAUGAACUGAUACAUAUAUUUGAUACUCAUAGUAAUAUUAAUGAACUUGGAUUGAUUGUAUCAGUUGAGAAGUUCACUGCAAAGAAUGCUGCUGCUUCAUCAUCGACACCAUCACAGUCAAUGGAGAUAUCACCAUCACAAUCAUUCAUAGUGGUUGAGAAUAACUUGGGCGUGUCAGUUGGAUCGGUACCUCCAUUGUAUCACUACUGCUUUGUGACAUUCAAUACAUUGUUGGACAACUGCAAACUGCGCAAUUGUAAUGAUAUCACUGAUGAGCAGUUUGCCCAACAGAUACGCGACUAUAAUGAUGGGCCAUUGCUCGACACAUUGAACAAGCUCACCAAGGUCAUACUAAUGGUCAAUGCCGAGAAUUUGACCGCACUCAAUCUUCGCAAGCGACUGAUCACUGCUGGUCUCAACACACAUAUCGACGAGAUCAAGCUGCUCAACUUUAUAUUCACCAAACAUCCAAAGAGUGGCGAGGCAUGGUGUCAUCGCCGAUGGGUACUUCACAACUCCAAAGGUGUUGCCAUGGACAUUGCCUCAGAGAUGGCCGUCUGUCGUCGCGUCGCAGAGAUCUAUCCCAAGAACUACUAUGCAUGGACACAUAGAUGGUGGUGUCUACAACAACAGAUGACUGUUAAGAAUUUGCUGGAUGAUUUGAAGAUGAUGGAUCAAUGGUCAAUGAGGAAUAUAUCGGACUAUUGUGGAUUCAAUCAUCGAUCACUCAUAUUAAGACAACUGUACAAUGAUGUUAGGAAUGGUGGACAAUGCGAUUGGCAGUCACUGCUGGAUCUCUGGCUGCGAGAGUUCAAGAUGAUUGAUACUUUCAUCGUAAAGUAUCCAGGACACGAGACACUCUGGUCUCACAAGCGAUUGUUGAUCGGUGUGUGGAUGUCAGAGAUACUGCCCAACAGCAGGGAACAGUUGGUCAAAUGCCAGCUGUUGUCUGGUUUGGCAUUCCCAACGAUGAUCAGUCAGCUGGAGUACUGUCAAGGCAUCAUCGGUGACACAGCAUCAUCGUACUACACUGAGCAAAAGACAUUUGCUCAGCGCUUUGCAUUCUGGAUCCUUCAACUCAGCAUCAAACUGACGACAAGUAGUGGCAAUCCAGUACAUCUCGACGAGCACGUGAUACCUAAUGAGGUGCGACAAAUGGUCAUCAACGAACUUAUGCAAUCCAAUGAUCCAUUCCCUCCCAUUCUAGUCUUGAAACAACAGCUGCAGCAACAACCACAACAGCACGCUCAAUAA